This is a messenger RNA of Ananas comosus (pineapple), 2211 nucleotides long. RefSeq names its product probable ADP-ribosylation factor GTPase-activating protein AGD14. The record is from RefSeq and is a predicted model, not a curated record. Gene Ontology annotation, molecular function: GTPase activator activity. Bases 1 to 1752 code for a protein of 583 amino acids. The transcript has 10 exons. NCBI's taxonomy places the organism in Eukaryota, Viridiplantae, Streptophyta, Magnoliopsida, Poales, Bromeliaceae.
AUGCACGCUGCUCGAGAAAUUUAUUUCAAAGAGUGGGAUCCCCAGCGCAACUCACUUCCAGAUAGCAGUAAUGUAGAUAGACUCAGGGACUUCAUCAAGCAUGUUUAUGUGGAUAGAAGAUACACUGGGGAAAGGAGUAUUGACCGGCCUCCGAGGGUGAAGGGUGACAGGGAAGAUUCUUACCAAAACAAUAGGGAAGAUUCAUAUCGGGGAGGUUCAAGAAGUCCUCCAUAUGAUGAGACCUAUGAACACCGAUAUGGUGAACGGCUUGGUUCUAGAAGUCCUGCGAAUAGGCAAGAUGAUUAUAAGAGAAGUCCUGCCGAGAGAAGUCUAGGUGAUAGGACCCCGAAUAGGAGCUCUAGUGGAAAUUUUGAGGAUCGCAGAGUUCCAGAUGGAAUCCCAAAGCCAGCUGUGAAGUUGCAGAACAAUCAGAAAGAUGUUGGUGCAGCAAGUCCGCCUACGGCACAGCCGGUCAGAGAUAUUUUGGCUGGGGUUCCACCUGUUCGAGUACUUGAACCACCUAAAACAAAUAGCAUCCCAACCACUAAUUCCUCUGCUCAGGCACAGACUGUUCCAACUUCAAGAAGCAACUCCAAUCAAGUAAACUCAGCAGAAAAUAAUGCAUUCAACUCCAAAAGUUUAAUUGACUUCGACCCAGAUCCUGAGCCUCCCCAAGCUGGAGCAAUGCAAUCGGUGCCGCAACAGAGCAACUCUUCACCUGCUAUAGAGGGUGGUUGGGCUUCAUUUGACUCUGGUUCUCCACAAAAACCUCCACAGACUGCUACAGAUUCAAGUACAUUGGAAUCAACAUUGGUCCAGUUGUCUGCUCCUUCUUCAUCGGCCCCUGCACCCAACUUUUCAACCAUGACAGCCAAUGCUGUCAAUUCAUUUCCUAAAGCUAAUAAUGGAGGCCAAUGGCCUACUUUGCAGCAGCAUCAGCAGCUUUCUCUCUUCCCAGAUUCAAAUGGUCAAGCUAAUAAUCCACUGCUCGCCACACCUGUAGUUACUACUCAAAAUAACCAGCCAUGGGGUGCAUCACUCGCUCCAACUAUGCAGGGUUCCACCACUCCUCCAGUUGGUCGGGCUAUUCAAGCGUCUAUAAAUGGUCCUCAAGUAGUUCCUACAGUUUCAUCACAUCCUCCUGCCUCAGAGUAUAAGAAUAGUGGAAGAAAAGCACUCCCAGAAGAUCUCUUUACCGUGAUGUAUCCAACAGGACCUCCAUCUGUUGCCGGUUGGCAAACAAGUCAAAAUUUUGCUACCAUGGGAUAUGGAUUUCAGUAUCCAGCAGCAGCUAUGAUGCCACCAUAUGCUCCUUCAAGAUCAAUAAACCCCUUUGAUAUGAAUGAGCACAAGUUAGCUCAUUCUUCCACGUUCCCGUCUCUGUCAUCCUUGCAAGGAGCAUUGCCAAAUAUGAAUAAUACUGUACCGCUCUCACGUGCCGUCAGUUUGGGAUCCCUUCCUGCACAAUGGAUGCCCUCACAACAGCCUCCUUAUGCAUCAGCUGCUGCUCCAAGUCCAUAUAUGUUGCACCCAAGUGCAGGUAGCUUGCCCCAACAAGCACCUGCUAAUGUGUUCCCUAUGGGGAAUCAAGCGGUUGGAGCUUUUCCUAAUGAUAGAAGUGCUUUGGGCUUUUCGAGCAUGGAUCAGAAUUUGGCUGUUAGAAAUGCACAAUCUGCUACUCCAAAUUCUUUUGCUCCUGUUGGAGCUUCUCCAAAUUCUUUUGCUCCUGUUGGAGGAAAUCCCUUUGCUUAGAUACUUACACCCAGUUGAUUAGAUUGGAUAAAGCAAAAUAUCAACAGCUCCACCGAGAACCAAAUUUUCAGUCAGUUAUUUGGGUCACUGGAGUGAAAUGCGAUGCACGACUACCAUCGGGAGAACGCGAGAUUACCUCUUGAUUUAAAUGUUCACACCAAUAAGAGGCAAAAAAAAGGUAUCUAUUUCCAUACUAUUUAGUGUAUUCUUAAGCUUCCAUGUGGCAAUGCUAAUGUGAUGAGCUCUUUGCUGCUUCUGUGGAUCUGUAGGUAUGUAAUAUUUUGUAUGUGUUUCAAUCUUUGUUUCCAACUGUGGGUACAUGUUAUUUAUAUAGCCUUUGCAGUCUUUGUAAUCAUUGAUUAGUAUGGUUAUUUAAGUUGGGAGGGGUUUUGUAACAUUCUGCUUGUUUGUUGUACACUCAAAUCAAUGAAAAAUAUGUUUUGUUUUGUGUUUGAGCAA